CUCCUGUCAAAGCUGAGCGUCUGCACGAUCCCUGCCUACAAGUCCUGUCCACGGCUUCGACCAGCAACCAUUCGUAUACCUCUUUGAAGCUUGCUCAGCACUUAUUCUAUCAAGAACGCGGCGCGCGGUGUCUACACACACUCGUACAAUGGCGGACGUGCGGGCAAUGCUUCGCGCAGAGAGAGCUGCCCGAGCUGCUCCUCUCUCCAAAGCUCGAACUCAGACCGCCGCUCAGGCGCAGGCCUCUUCGGUGCCAGCGGCGGCCCAAAGCAAGAAGAGAAAGGCUGACGAAGAUGACGAGGACGAUGCCAGCAGCGAUGCGCGAAAGCGUGCGCGGUCUCAGGACGUCAACAAGAACGUUGCAGCCGGAUUCUUCGACGGACAGAACGGCGCCUCCGGGGAUGAUGACGAGAACGAAGAUCAGAAGGCUCCCAUUCCAGGAUUUGUACCAGCGCGAGAGAGUGAUCCGAGUGCAGUUUCUGCGAAGGCGACCGAGCGUGCAGAGGCGACGAAGGCCGACGCCAAGUCUGCGACGCAGCAGGACGCAGCGUCACAAGCGCCAGCGGACGCGGUCGACGAAGCAGAAUGGGCUGCCUUCCAAGAGUUCGCCAGCUCCGUGCCGACCAAAUCCGCGCUGGAUGCCCUGAACACGAACGCGACGCUCUCUGCAGCUCCCAUAACGGCUGCGGAGGCCGCAGCAGCAGCGCAGGCCGAGACACAGCAACGCAGCAAGCGUGAGGUGGAGAUCGAGGACGAGAAGGAAGAAGCCGCAGAAAGGCUUGAGGAGGAGUUCGAGGUGAUGGAGGACCUGGAAGGCAGGAUUCGAAGGCUGAAAGAGAAGCGGGAAACGCUACGGCGGGCGUCCAAGGCGUCUGCCGACGCAGACAAGCCAAUCGUUGCCGCCACCGCAGCAGCUGUGAAACCAGAGACUGUGCUGGAAGCGGAGGACGAGGAAGGAAGCGGCUCUGACUCCGAAGAUGCAGAUGAGUUCGACGGAUGGCACUUCGGAGCAUCGUGAAGAUGCAUCACUCGUGAAACUUCAUUUACGUUACGUCGCGCUCGAACUAGCAACAAUAGUUCAGGACGCUUUGACGGCUUCAACCGCCUCUCCAAAGUCGGGGACAACAUCCGCCCUUCUUGCCACCGAUCCCCACCUAACAAGACCCUUUCCAUCCACAGCCCACGAGCCAGCCGUCUGCCACCGACUGCCGCUCUCUGUUGGACGAUUCCAUAUCCCCCUCUCCUUGCCGAUCUUAUAGACUGCAUACAAUCCUGCCGGGCUGAGAACGUGGGCGAAGGAGGAAGUGCCCAGGCCCCAGGCGGCGUAGGUCUUGCGCUCGGGGUCAACGAUUACGUCCACCGCAUUCGAGGACGACGGGGACGCAGUGCCUCCAACGUCCUUAAGCCACUUGUCCGUGGAGGCCUGGUCGCUGUGGGACACGGCCACGAAGCGGACCGUCGGAUUCUUGGACGCUGCUUCGCGCAAGUCUAGAAAGGUGGCUUCGGCAACUGACCUAGACAUGAGUCACCCAUCUCUGCGCGGCGCGCAAGCAAUAGAGAGAAAGCAAGAAGGGGGAACAAAAAAACGGGGCAUGUUCACGCACAGGGACAACCGCAAUGCCUGAGAAAGGUCACGACCACGGGCCUGCCAUCCACCGCAGGGAUCGGUAAUGCAGGCGUGGACGGCGCCUUAGAACCUAUCGUCGGUGGCGUCGCGACGGGUAUUUUGGGAGGAGCUCGCCAAGAUGCGAGCUCUUGCGCGAACGUCAUUCUUUUCGUCCUCCUACUGGUACGUGGCUGCAUAUGUGGGCUGGCGUCAGCUGCGCAUGCACGCAUCAAAGCUUUUGUUUGACUGAGAGAUGGCGUCCUUUGGAGCGGACGGUGUGGAUGCUCAUGCAAAGAGCCUCGAUCACCUCGACACCGCAGGCCAUGCGGCUUCUCCUUCGGCGCGUGCCAGUUCGUUUUGGGUCAUACCUCCGGCCUCGAGAUGCGCGAUCAAUGGCUUCGCUGUGCGCUCCACGCUUGCGCGUCUGUUGUGCAGCGCGCUCUGCGCAGCGAGUCGCAGCGCCAUGCGAGGAGGAACGGGGAGAGAAGCUUCGUCGUGGCGUAAUCACUCACCUGCAAAUCGUAUAGCUUGAGGCUUUCUUCCUCCUCCCCGCCUUCGAUCGUGUUUGAUCGGCUCUGCAGUCCAAAUCAAGCAAAAACCAAACAAAACGCCGAACGGUUCUCUUAGAAUUCGAGAAACGAGAAAAACAAAUUCUUGCCCCCCGUUCGCCUGAAUCAGAAGACUUUUGUCGUCCGUUGUCGUCCUGUCGGUGCGUUCGCCGUUGCACACACCUUUUCCCCAGAUUCGGUUCGGUUCAAACUUCCAAAGAAGCCACGGCAUCGACCAGUACGCUGCGGCGGCGUGAGAUGGGGGGGGAAAAUCCUACAAUACGAACAUCCACAUGCAUAUAUAUAGAUUUAUAUAUACAUACAAUAUGUGAACAAACACCCCUGUUGCAUUCUGCACC
Molecule: messenger RNA, 2513 nt
Organism: Verruconis gallopava
Lineage: Eukaryota; Fungi; Ascomycota; Dothideomycetes; Venturiales; Sympoventuriaceae
Exons: 1
Coding region: 149-1018 (289 amino acids)
Source: RefSeq, a predicted model, not a curated record